Molecule: messenger RNA, 153 nt
Organism: Funneliformis caledonium
Lineage: Eukaryota; Fungi; Glomeromycota; Glomeromycetes; Glomerales; Glomeraceae
Source: the annotation of a GenBank genome assembly
AUGGAGACUAGUUAUGAAACUUCCUCUGGUAGGCUUCUUUUUAAAUCUGCGCUUGAGAAAAUUGAGAAAGAAAAACAGUUAAUAGAAAAGAAAAUGAAUCAAGCUGAGAUGCAAUUUGGUUUGGAUCAAUCCUUAGUCGGAAAUGAGGCUUAA